AUGACGACGAGAGGGAGGAAGAGGAAGGUUGGGCAGAGAGAUGUGUGGGAUUUGAUCGCGAAUAACGACGAUGUGAGUUUCAAACAUGUGCUUCCGAGAUUGAAUUCGACGGAUUUGAAAUUCUUGCACCUGGUGAACAAUGAAGCGAGAAAGUUGAUUAAAAGAUCCUCUCGCGAGGAGGAGUUGAAAAAGAAGUUUAAGGUCGAAGAGAUGUCGUCGAUAUCGACGUUGGAAGUUGCGUGGGAGAAUAAACCGUUGUGGGAGAGUUGGUGGGAAGAUCAUAGAUAUUUCUGCAAGCGAGUUGCUAAAACGAAUAAACUCGAGUUGCUCAAGUGGAUACGAGAGGAGAAAAAGUGUGAGUGGAGUGCAGGGACGAUUUAUAGGGCCGCAGAACAAGGUAAUCUGGAAAUGGUAAAGUAUUGCGUUGCAAAUGAGUGUCCUAUCGAUGCGAUUGCGUGUGAAUAUGCUGCCGAAAACGGUCAUCUCGAGAUACUCAAAUACUUACACGAAGAAGCGAAAGCGCCUUGGGAUGAGUAUACUGCCACUUGGGCGGCUGGAAAGGGUCAGCUCCACAUACUCGAAUACCUUGUUGAGCGUAAGUAUGAUGAAUAUGGCAUGUUGGCGUGUGAGCGUGCAGCCGAGUCCGGCCACUUGGACUGUUUGAAGUACUUACACGAAACCGCCAAAGCGCCUUGGGACUAUAAGGCCGUACGACAAGCGCACUUGUACAACCAACCCGAGUGUUUACAAUACCUCCUCGACAACAACUGCCCAUUACCAUUUGGUUGGCGAUACGAAGGAGGAGCGUUACACACGAAUUAG
This is a messenger RNA of Bathycoccus prasinos, 822 nucleotides long. RefSeq lists its product with no specific name. Gene Ontology annotation, molecular function: protein binding. The coding region runs from base 1 to 822 and encodes 273 amino acids. Lineage: Eukaryota; Viridiplantae; Chlorophyta; Mamiellophyceae; Mamiellales; Bathycoccaceae. The record is from RefSeq and is a predicted model, not a curated record. The transcript has a single exon.